This is a messenger RNA of Anopheles maculipalpis, 1564 nucleotides long. Its product is annotated as T-box transcription factor TBX6-like. Gene Ontology annotation, molecular function: RNA polymerase II cis-regulatory region sequence-specific DNA binding; DNA-binding transcription factor activity, RNA polymerase II-specific. Bases 1 to 1563 code for a protein of 520 amino acids. Gene Ontology annotation, cellular component: nucleus. The transcript has 5 exons. Gene Ontology annotation, biological process: heart development; cell fate specification; positive regulation of DNA-templated transcription. The record is from RefSeq and is a predicted model, not a curated record. Lineage: Eukaryota; Metazoa; Arthropoda; Insecta; Diptera; Culicidae.
AUGACGGAUUUGAUCGAUUUACGAAUGCAUCAGCACAUUGCACACGAAAUCUACCGUCAGCAAAUGUUGCAACGGAUACCAGAUCCGUUCCCAACGAUGCUGCCGGUUCCUGUUCCGUCGAUGCAUGCGAUGGCACUGCCACCCCGCUACUCACUGCCCGGCGUGGAGUUGAAGCUGCAGAACAAGGAGCUUUGGAGAGAGUUUCACAAGAUCGGUACUGAGAUGAUCAUCACCAAAAGUGGACGCCGAAUGUUUCCCUCGAUGCGACUCACGGUGGACGGACUGGAUGCGGACACAAAUUAUUGCGUGCUGCUCGAAAUGAUGCCCAUUAGUGAUUGUCGGUUCAAGUUCAGCGGUUCCCAGUGGGUACCGGCUGGUGGUGCCGAACCGCAAAGUCCCCAACGGUUCUGUCUGCAUCCGGACAGUCCAGCACUCGGCACGCACUGGGCCUCACAACCGAUCGUCUUCAACAAGGUGAAGCUCACCAACAACACGCUCGACAACAAUGGUCACGUUGUACUAACCAGCAUGCACAAGUACCAGCCACGGAUACACAUCAUCCGAACGUCGGACCCAUCCCAGAUUCCUUGGGCUGCCCAGCAAGCGUUCGUUUUCCCGGAAACGGAGUUCGUUGCCGUCACGGCUUAUCAGAACGAUCGCAUCACAAAGCUAAAGAUCGAUAACAAUCCGUUCGCCAAAGGGUUCCGAGAGACGGGCCAGUCGCGCUGCAAGCGAAAGAUGGGCUGUAACACAUCGACCUCAUCCUCGUCCUCCUCAUCGUCCUCGUCGGGCCCGGGCGGUAACGGUGGGGGGGCGGGAGGCUGCGGCGAUGGAGGACCGGACGGUGGUGGACAGUUGACAGACGACGAAGAUCGCCACGACCUGCACGACCUGAUCAAGCGCCCAAGAUCAAACGGUUCACCGGCUUCCGACUGUACCGUGCACGAGGGAGUACCUCCGAUGCAUCAUCCCCGACUUCAUCAAGCGUCUCUCCGUCCGUUUCCCGCCUCUCCCGAGCUACUGAUGCGUCAGUACAAUCAGAUGUUUAACCCGAGCUGGAUGGAUCUGAUGUUGCCAUACUUUGCCCGCCAUCACCAUCAUCACCCGUACCAUCCGCAUCCCUCCCAUCAACCACACCACCACCAUCAUCAUCCGCACCACCAUUCGCAGCCUCCUGGACCGUUCGCCGGGUCGAGUCUGGGACAUCCGAGCAUGGUGCCUGUUACCGGUAGCCAAAUUGCUGCCCCCGCUCUCGUGUCUCCCGCUCACUCCAAUCCGGACUCGACCGAUCUCGAUCGUUCGUCGGCGUUUAGUGUACGAACUCCUCAAACCAGUGGCAGUGAUUACGAAGCAAACGAGCGAGUAAGCGCCCGUCCGGACAGUCCGGAUGGGUCACCGAAGCCAACGAUUUUGCGACCUUCCGCCAUCAGACCGACGACGGGAUCGAGUCCAGCCACACCGACCGAAGCACCUCAUCAGCUGGGAGCGGUCGAUCCAUCCGACGCGAAUGGAGACGCGGAUCGGAAAAUUAACUUCAGCAUUGCUUCCAUCUUGCUGCUCUAGC